AUGUUCUCCUCUUCUCCUCUCCCACAGUUACAUUGCAAGCUCUUUGCAAAAAUGGGGGAUGACCGACCUUUUGUGUGCAGCGCUCCUGGCUGCGGACAGAGGUUUACCAAUGAGGACCACUUGGCUGUACACAAGCACAAGCAUGAGAUGACACUGAAAUUUGGACCAGCCAGGACCGACUCUGUCAUCAUUGCAGACCAGACACCUACUCCCACCCGCUUCCUAAAGAACUGCGAGGAGGUUGGUCUGUUCAACGAGCUGGCCGGCUCCCUUGAACAAGACGAAGACGACAAGAGAGCAAAGAACUCUCUCCCUGCUCCCAACUCUGUGGCUUUGGACAUGAGCCUGCAGACGCCAUCGGACGUGAAGGUGAAAGAGGAGGCACCUGUAGAGGUUGAUUCCUCUCCACCAAACAGCCCUGAAUCCAUCUCUGGAAAUUCAGACAGCAGCAUAGAGUCUCUGGUUAGAGGAAAGGACACACCACCGAGGAGUUCGGCCCCCACCCCGACUAUUGUGCGUCCAGGUUCCCUCCCACUACACUUGGGCUUUGAUGCCCUUCACCCCACCAUGCCGUCACCCACCUCUGUCAUCACACAGGCGCCGCCUUCCAAUCGUACUCUGUGUUCGCCAACCAGCCACUACCCCAUGAUGAUGCUUCCCUCUGGUCAGGCAGUGUCCGUGCUCCCUGGUCCAGUCCACAUGCCCUCUGUCAUCAAUCUGGCCCGACCCAUGUGCAUGGUACCCAACAUUCCUGGUAUCCCCGGUCCUCCUCUGGGAGGCAGCAGCAGCGGCUCUAACUCCCCCUCUGGCUACAGCAUCCACUCAGAGGCCAAGAUGCGUCUGAAGGCUGCCCUGUCCCAGCAGAGCCCAUCAGGACAGAGUAUGGGGAUCAUGGCCAUGGGCAGCAGCCCCAUGGUGCCUCAGAGGGCAGAGCAGAGCCAGCUGCUUGUCCAACAGCCAGAUGCUCCAUCACCUGCACAACCUCAGGUAUCUCCAGCGCAGCCUACAGGUGGGCGUCGGCGGCGGACUUUAGAUGAUGACCCCGAUGAGCGAAGGCAGCGCUUCCUCGAGAGGAAUCGGGCCGCGGCAUCGCGCUGCAGACAGAAACGCAAACUGUGGGUCAGUUCCCUGGAGAAGAAGGCAGAGGAGCUCUGCAACCUGAACGUCUCACUGUCGAAUGAGGUGUCUCUGUUGCGGAACGAGGUGGCUCAUUUGAAGCAGCUGCUGCUGGCCCACAAGGACUGUCCGGUGACCACCCUACAGAAGAAGACUGCCUACUUAGCUGCCGAAGAGAGCAUGAAAGACACCUCAGAGCCCACAGGUUCCCCUGCCCCUGUGAUCCAGCACAGCUCUUUGGCACACAGCCCCUCUGCCGGUCAAAACGGCCUGAGCUCAAGGGCAGCAGCUGAGGCCAUGGCUAUGUCCGUGCUGGCAGGAAUGGGCCAGCAGCAGAGGGCUGAGAGUGGACCCUCUCACAUUGUCAUGGCUACACAGUCUCAAUCUGCUGCCAGAUGAUGAGCGAUGGCACCGUGGCCCAGAAUUGGCUCAUCACCCAGGGGUAAAAAAGAGCAGCGACACCUCCCAUCCCCUCUAAUUUCCCUGAUCUAGAAGCCCAAAUUUCUAAUCUUCCCCUUCCCCCUUCGCUGUGUUCCUCUGCUCUCUCUGACCCUCCUGUGGAGCCAUCGUGCUGUGGCCUGGAGCUCAGCAGCAGCAGCAGCCUUCUGGGAAUGGACUGAGACUUUUGAGAGAGCUUCCUGUUCACUUUGCCAUAGACUACAGGGGCUGGACUCCACUUCCCAUCCUCGUUUUUCCCUCUGUGCUUCCCCGCUCAUCUCUCCUGCCCUCAAGUCAAAACAACUCUUCACUGGACUGUAGGACUGCAUCGCUCUGAGCAUACCGCCGUAAUGAACUUUCUACGUGGACGCGUGCGCACAGUUUCUAACACACAGGCGUCGCCUCAAACACUCUCGAUCAAAUCAGAUACCAAUCAACACACAGGGCUUUUACACUGUUUUCAGCAGGGAAUAGUGCCUUGUGCUCCUCGACUUUUUAGGCAUGCACACAAACCCACACACAAGCCAUCACAGCAUAUGCACCCUAUACAGCCUUUGGCUCCAAAGAUGCAGUAGCUGUCUAGACGUCAGUGACUCAGAUCUCAAGUAUUCACCCAAACCUUUUUGUAAAUGGUUCCACCUCAUGGUGAGCUCAACAUGGACCCAGAAACUUUACCUCAUUUACACCCCUUUAUGAUAAAUUUGAUAAACUGUAUGUCUGAUUGGCUCUGUAUGUGUAUAUUUAUGUACAUCAGAACAUAGCCGUUUGCCUACUCCUGAUCUGAAACGUCAGUAACUUUGGAUGGGAUUGUUAGCAUGUGACUUUUUCUAUUCGGGUGUUAUGUUCUUGAUACAGUAUGUGCAGCUAUAUCUUUUUUUUAAUGAAUUGGCACAUCCUCCUAGAUUAGUCAACAGAACCAAAAUACAUUGGAUCUUAAAAUAAGUUGUUUGAGCAAUAGCUUUUUAUUCUGACCUGAAGGGAAUUCAGACUCUCCCCUCCUCUUCCUCACCUUCCUCUAAAACAGGCAGGUUUAGCUGUUUAUUGGUUUGUAAGUGGACGCCCUUUCCAUUUUAUAUGAAACUAUUCUAGUGGCUGUGUUUCUCUGUGUGGGCUCUGGACUUACUGUAACUGUUAUUUUCACACUUCUCAGGAUGGUUGCACAUCCUUGCUGCUCGUUGGAAGUGCGAUGAACCCCUUAGUCUCUUUGCUCUUUACCAAACUUAAACUAAGCCAUAAUGACAACAAAUCCGAUCUCUGAAUCGCCAAAGACCACCUGGUUCUUGUUCUUGGGCAGGAGGUUAAUACCCUGUCUGUUGUUUUGUGUGAUUCAGAGGUCACAGUGACACAGUCUAAAGUAUAUCACUGCUUACUUGCACUUGCUUGUUACACACAGUCUCACAUAACAGUGUCUGAUAGUUUUGCCUUAAGAUCACAUUGGUGCCUCCGAUAGCCCCACUUAAAUAUACACAGAUUUGCUUGUGAGAAAAACAAAAAUAUAUUUCUUUUUGUUCAUUUCAUCAAAUAAAAAAACAUAACCAAUGAGGAACAAAAUAUGUACUCGUUGAACUCCUCAAAGCUUUUAACAUUAAUGUUUAAUUUUAACCAUUAGUCUCUUUUCAGUGGCGUAAAAUGAUACAAUACUUGUCUGUCAUCUGGUGGAGAGACACAGUAAAGAUGUCUUCGCUGGUAAACGCUUAAGUUAAGAUGUCUUGUGACUAUUUCUGAAUGGCUCCAGUUCCUUUCGAAAAAGAUGUUUUACCGAGAUAUCAGUAUACUUUUACAUAAACAAGCGGUUUGCUUUUCAGUUUUUUUUUCUGUAUAUUUUUCCCCCAUCUUUUAUAUGACAUGUUCAUACAUUUACAAGAUGUGAUACUUCAAAAAGAGGAUAUGUCCGCUAACACGAGGGCAUGCCUUUAUGCACUAAAAUAAUGCAAGUUUAUUUUGUUGCUUUGUGUUUCAGUUCAACUUUUUUGCAGUUCUCUUGUCCUCUGGGUCUUUCUCAGAGAUAUCAGAUUCAUUUUAAAAAACAACAACCGCAAUAUUUGCUCUCAUCUGUACUGUAUGCAUAAAUGCAACGUUUCUCUGCAACUUUAAUACCUUUCACCUUUGACUGAACCUCUUGUCCUACAGUCCCAAUGGCGACCCCGGCAUUUUGUUGUACUUCAAAGCUGGCGCUAUAUUUGCCUGGCAGUCCCUUAUAUAUAUGAUUGUUCAUAUGAAAUGAAAAUUCAAACUAUAUUUAGCUUUCAUGUUUUCAUGUAAUUCAUGUCAUUGGCACCUUUUAUGUAAUUUCCUGUUUUCGUUUGUUGCGUGCUAUUCCCAGCACUAUACAAAUGUCAUAACGCUUCUGAUUGUACUGAUGAGUAUAGAAACUAAUUUCUUUUAACACAUCUUUUUUUUGUUUGCUUUUCUCUACAGAAAAAAAAUGUUAUCAGUCUGUUUUUCAAAAAGAGAUUAUAUCCCCUGUGUUAUAUCUUUUAAGAUUAAUCUGGUCACGUCUUUUAAAAGCCCUUGUCUAACUUAUUUUUUAAUUGGUCAACCAACAAUCGUCAUUGCGGUCUUUGGCAUAUUAAUGUUACCUAGAAUUGUUGUGAAAAGAGCAAUUUAAUGAAAAAUGCAACAAUGUGAAAGUUGCACAUAGUGUAUUAAUGGUUUUUCACACUCCCAUUGUUGGACUGAUGAUUUCGAAAAUUGUCCUCAUUCUGUACAUAUCUGUACUAUAUGAAUAUAUUUACUUUUCCAUGCAUGUCCAAGUGGAAUACUACGAACACUUACAGUGCUGCAGUUUUAAUUAAAGAUACUACAUCUUAAAGAGCAUUUAUAAAGUUUUGUUUGUUAAUUUUCAUUGUAGAAUCACAAUGAUAAAAAGAUGUUUUCUGUAACUUUGCUGUAAUACUACAUAAUAACUGGAGCCUCGCAGUCAGUGCUUGGUAAAAUGUGGUAUGAAAGGAGGUAUGUUUGAAUAUGAGAGAAUAUACUGUAUGUAAGGAUA
Micropterus salmoides (largemouth bass) is the source of this 4546-nucleotide messenger RNA. RefSeq names its product activating transcription factor 7a (gene atf7a). Gene Ontology annotation, molecular function: cAMP response element binding; DNA-binding transcription factor activity, RNA polymerase II-specific. NCBI's taxonomy places the organism in Eukaryota, Metazoa, Chordata, Actinopteri, Centrarchiformes, Centrarchidae. The record is from RefSeq and is a predicted model, not a curated record. Gene Ontology annotation, biological process: regulation of transcription by RNA polymerase II. Bases 1 to 1515 code for a protein of 504 amino acids. The transcript has 11 exons.